ACCAGCACCAACAGUUUGUUUUGAGACUUGCAACUAAGCACCUCUUUGACCUGAAUCACUUCAAACCAACAUGAAGGUUUUCAUCGCAAUUUUCGUUGUAACGCUGGCUGUCUCCACUAUCGGAUCGUACGUACCGAAUGCCGGAUGGAAUUCCUGGAAUAGUUGGAAUGAUCACAGUUUAAUUGGCAAUUCUUACGCCCAAUCAUGGGCUCCACAAAUAUCUGCCUAUCCUUAUGCCAAAUCGUGGUCAUCUGCUUGGCCAGCAGCAUCUCUGUACAAUGACUGGAAUGGAUAUCAUGGCGGCGUGAACAAGAUCCAAUCGUGGGGUCUUCCAUUGGAAAGUUACGGAUCCGGAUGGGGAUAUCAGAAUCUCGCUAAAGUUGCUGCCCCAGUCACGGUCAACUCCUGGGGACUCCCAUGGGGUUCCUACGGAACUGGUGCCUAUGGAUGGGGACACCACCAAGGACUGAUCAAGACGGUUGUUCCAGUAUCGAAGCAGAUCGCUGCCACUCCGGGAUCGAUUCACGUUGCUCCGGUGCCUGUUGAUGUAGAGAAAGUUGUUGUUCAUUAAAAUCAGUGAUGGACGGAUGAAUUACAAACAAGCAGCACCGAAAUACAUAGUUUGUAUAUUCAUUAGUUUGUUGAAAUUUAUUUCUGAAAAA
Messenger RNA from Malaya genurostris, 662 nucleotides. RefSeq lists its product as uncharacterized. Lineage: Eukaryota; Metazoa; Arthropoda; Insecta; Diptera; Culicidae. Bases 71 to 571 code for a protein of 166 amino acids. The record is from RefSeq and is a predicted model, not a curated record. The transcript is spliced from 2 exons.